CGCAAAACGCCGUCGACUUUGACUGCAGACGAGCGCGCAAGCUGUGUUUGCUCCAUCUAUCAUAUCCAUGGCAUGCAUGGAGAUGGAGUGCACUGCACCGCACGGCACACGUACGUCAGUCAACAGCCCGCCCCUCUUCCUCCCGGCCCCUCCCCUCCCCUCCCGCCCGCGUCCAUACCAACCGAUCGAGAUAUCACCAAUAGUAAACCCUAGCUAGCCAAUUCAUACUAGCAUCAGCUAGCCGAGCAACUAGCUCGAUCUCCCGCGCUUACCAGUUCAUCACCACCUACCUACACCUGUUAGCUCGAUCGAUCGCCGGCCGCCAUGGGCAACGGCUGUCUCCUGGUGCCGUGCUUCUGCGCGCCGUUGUGGGGCGGGGAGGCGCGGCUGGUGCUGUGGGGCGGCGAGGCGCGGACGGCAAGGCACGGGAAGCUGGCGGGGCAGGUCAUGCUGGACUUCGCGGGUAGCGUGGUGUGCCGCGCCGACGGGUUCUACCUGGGCCGCCCAGCGCCGGUGCUGGCCAUCGAGGACAGGCUCGUCGCCGGCAAGACCUACCUCGUGCUCCCCGUCGACCGCCUCCCGCAGGGCUACGACGCGCUCACAGCGGCCUCCCUAGCCGCGCUGUCCUACGACAGGGGCCAAGCGGCGGGGGCGUCCAUCGCCGGGGGACCCAAGAGCCCGUUCGAGUACGUCAAGGGCGACGACGGGCGGACGGUGAUAAAGGUCACGCCGGAGUUCAUCGUUGGGGCCAUCACUGCCAAGGCAGGAUGCGGCGGCAGAGAGAUGGGGGGCGGCGAAGAGGGGGCCGGUGAGGCGUGCGGGGCGCUUUGCAGCACGCCGGAGCUGAGGAAGCACUACGAGCAGCUGGUGGGCGCGGCGAGGAGCCGGGCGUGGUCGCCGCGGCUGGACACGAUCAAGGAGCACAAGGGGAGGAGGGGCUUGGCGUUUGCGGUGGCGUCGGUCAGCCCCGGGAGGCUCUCGCCGGUGGCCGUCAGGCUCCUGGGGCUCGACGCCAAAGGAGAAAGAUAGUAGGGAACCAUGCAUGCAUCUACAUCUACUAGCCAAGUUCCACGCUUAAUAAUUAGGCGCUUGAUAAUUGUUUGUGUAAAUCAAUCUUUUGUUUUGUCGGAGUAAAUUGUAUAGAUCUUCUGUUAAAAAAGAAAAAAGAAAUCGUAUAGAUCUCGAUCGAUCACAAUCUUAUUAA
Molecule: messenger RNA, 1204 nt
Organism: Phragmites australis (common reed)
Lineage: Eukaryota; Viridiplantae; Streptophyta; Magnoliopsida; Poales; Poaceae
Exons: 1
Coding region: 325-1029 (234 amino acids)
Source: RefSeq, a predicted model, not a curated record